Molecule: messenger RNA, 3671 nt
Organism: Engraulis encrasicolus (European anchovy)
Lineage: Eukaryota; Metazoa; Chordata; Actinopteri; Clupeiformes; Engraulidae
Product: solute carrier family 45 member 3
Exons: 6
Coding region: 995-2617 (540 amino acids)
Biological process (GO): transmembrane transport
Cellular component (GO): membrane
Molecular function (GO): sucrose:proton symporter activity
Source: RefSeq, a predicted model, not a curated record
CAUAACAUUAUGAUUGCAUGGCUUCAAUAGGACACAUGCCAUGACUGCAGACCAACUAUAACACAAGAUAGUAGACUACAAGGAAAGAAUGCUGAUGUGCAUAAGAAAUGCUGAUGCUCAUAAGAUAUAAUUUUUCUGUGGAAUUCAUGAGCAAUGUGCGUCUUCAGUGAUCUUUCAACAGGAAUUGUUGAUGCAUGUCCUUAAUGAUUAAUCACGGCGUGCUGCACGCCUGUGUUGGGCAAUCAGCUGAGAGCGGAAGCUAAGCCACUGAUUUCCAAGCACACUGGUUUCCUGAGGACGGCAUUUCCUUGAUAUUUUUCUGACUGCCUUGCCAGUCUUUUGUUGAGGAGUUGGAGGCAACUCUUUUGACAGGGGUAUGUGGGAAAUGAAGAAAAUCCUGUUGUUGUAUUACUACGCUAUGCUUCAUGGCUUUUGCAGACAGACAUAUUUUCCCUAAGUCAUCAAAGCCUUGGUCCCUCCCCUUCCUGUAUGUUAAGUUUUACUUGAUAUGAGUUGUGGAGAUGCUGCCAUUCAACACAGACACACACGUUGCCUUGGUACCUGGCUCCACGGAUGAAGCUUGACAGCGCUGAAGAACUCACUUUCAAUUGGCCAAUGGAACUGAGAACAGAGUGAAUUUAAACUUAUGGAUGCACAGUGACGACUCCUCAAAGUGGACAGCACUCCGUCAGCAGCAGCAGCAGCACUCCUUCGCAUGUGUGGGGCUCAGCCAGGGCAUCAUGGGUAACCACCAUCUAUGUGACCGUCAAGCCAGUCAGCAGCAGCAGCAGCUCUCCUCUCAUUCCUUUAAGGCAGCAGCAACAGUAGCAGUAGCACUUGCAGAAGCGGCAGCCGCACGCAGACGGACUUCUCCCCGCGUCUCGACCUUGUGAGGAGCAAACAGGAAGCUUUGGUAUUGGGGCCUCGAGGAGGGAGCGGAGUGGCCCAGAGAGGGGGGUGAGUGAGGAGAAGUGAAAUCCUCGCUGCUGUGGCCAUGCACAGCCAGCUCUCCCUGCUGCUUCUGGUCAACGUGAUGACAUGCGGCCUGGAGGUGUGUCUGGCGGUGGGCACCAUCUACAUCCCCCCCCUCCUACUGGAGGCCGGCCUGGAGGAACGAUACAUGACCAUGGUACUGGGAGUGGGUCCGGUGCUGGGCCUCAUCUUUGUGCCCCUGAUAGGCUCCGCCAGUGACACCUGGAGGAGCCGCUUCGGCCGGCGGCGCCCCUUCAUCUGGGCCCUGAGCCUGGGCGUCCUUCUGGCCCUGGUGCUCAUCCCCCACGCCUCCUCCCUGGCUGAGCUGCUGGCUCUCCAAAGCCACUGGUGGCCCGAGGUCUCCCUGCUGGUGCUGGGCAUCAUCCUGCUGCAGUUCUGCGGGCAGGCCUGCUUCACGCCCCUGGAGGCCCUGGUGAGCGACCUGUUCCCCGGUGAGCAGGACAGCCGCUGGGCCUUCACCGUCUUCUCCCUGCUGCUGAGCCUGGGGGGCUGCCUGGGGUACCUGCUGCCGGCCGUGGACUGGAACACGGGGGUGGCCGCCGCCUACAUCAGCAGCCAGGAGACUUUCAUCUACGCCCUGCUCACGCUCAUGUUCCUGGCGUGCCUGCUCAGCACGCUCUUCAUCUCCGAGGAGACGGCGGUGAGCGUGGAGGCCGGCGGGAGGCCCGGCGCGGGCAGGAAGCUCCGGCGUUGCUGCGGGCUGGUGGUUCCCCUCCUGACCCCCCAGCGUCUGCUGAGCGCGGCGGGCGGGCUGCUGGCCGUGCUGCCCCACUCGCUGCAGAUGUAUCGCGGCAUGCCCCGGGUGCUGUGCCGCCUCUUCCUGGCCGACCUGUGCAGCUGGAUGGCACUGGAGAGCUUCAUGCUCUUCUACACGGACUACGUCGGGGAGGGGCUGUACAACGGCCUGCCCAGCGCCAAGCCAGGAACCAGAGGGAGGCAGCUUUAUGAAGAAGGUGUGCGUAUGGCCAGCCUGGGCCUGUUCCUGCAGUGUGUGACGUCUGCCUGCUGGUCUCUGGUGGUGGACCGCGUGGUGGCGCGCGUGGGGCCCAAGGUGCUGCUCCUGGGCAGUGUGUCCCUGUUGGCCCUCAGCACGGCCGUCAUGACCCUCUCCCACAGCACCCUGCUGGUCACCCUCAUGACCGCCACCACCGGCGUCACCUUCUGCACCCUACAGGUGCUGCCAUACACGCUCAUCUGCCUCUACCACUCCAACUCACAGGUGUUCUUCCCCAGCACUUUGAGAAAACCUGCAAACACAUGCAAAGACACCUCCUCCUCCUCCAUUCACCUCAGCAAAAUGCACUCUGAGAGACUACCAGGCUUAGUUCCUCCUGAGCCGCCAGUAGGGUCCCCUCCACCCCUCUGCGUCCUCAAUAUCCCCCACCCGGACAUGGACACACUGGCCCUUCCAGGCGGCACCAGGGGGAUGUGUCUGGACAUGGCAUUGCUGGACAGUGCCUACCUGCUCUCCCAGGUGGUGCCCUCGCUGCUGAUGGGCUCGCUGGUGCAGCUGACCCACAACGUGAGUGCCUACAUGGCCAGCUCCUGUGUCCUCAGCGUGCUAGCAGUCGUGCUGUCCUCACGGAUUAUCUUCGACAGGAAGGACAUGGAGCUGCUGUGCUGAAAAUAUAAAAAAAUAAUUAAAUUAAACUAUGAGUGAUGCUGUGGGGAAACCCCACAGUCGUGAUGAUAAACUGUGUGUGAGGAUGCGGGAGGACUAAGCAACAGUGAUGUGAAAGAUAUAAAAAGAAUCUAAAGAAUGGUCAAAGUGAAGGUCUACUCUAUGCAAGGUCAUGAUUUUGAGGCUUGAAAAGCUAUUUUGGCACAUGUGAGAAAAUAAUUCUCCUACAUUUUUUUAAUGGAUGCUGCCAGUUGUCAUACAAAACCAAAGUAACUUUUUAUUACUGUUCUCCAAGAACCAAUGCAAAGACUAAAAUGCUCUCGAGUAUUGUUUACAAUUUCAGCUGUGUCCUUUAAAUGGAGUUCAGGUAUUAGGUCAAAGAAUUUGCAGGUUGGUUGGCAUAUGUGUUACUGACUGUACCAAGUGCUAAUACCGAAAGGCCUUUGUGUUUACUUUAUUUAUUAUAAUGUUAUUUUUGUUAUGUUAAGUGUUAACUUAAUAUGUGAGAUGUUUAGGUGUUGGGGUAAAUUAUAUUUCCAUUUUCCACUUUUCCACAUUGGUUACAAACACUUAUGAAGGUAGGGGUUCACAGGUCUUUUUCUACAUGCAUUAAAUGGCCCAGUUUUGUAUUCUUGAAUAAUUCGGGUCAAUUACAGAAAAUCUGCUUUGUGAAAAUAUUGGAAAUGUAUCUAUUACUCUGCGCUCAAGCUGAAUCACCCCAGAAAAGAAGUUGAGACCAUGUUCACACAUAUAUGGAUUUUUUUUUGUUAACACAUCCAUUUGGGCCUUUUGUUUAUAUGUAAACAGAGUUAUGUCUCCCUAAAAUGGAUUUUUGUAAAUCACACCUGUUACAAUGGUGUUUUUAUGCUAUGUAAACUGGGUGUAUAGUUUUUUUUAUCUGUUUUUUUUAUUAUUAUUUUUUUAAAUCCAUAUAUGUGUAAUCAAGGCCUAAUGUCAGCCUAUCUGUUCUUCACUCAGGACUGAGGAGAAUGUGUCUAGUUUGUACUACUGUUGAAAUGAAGUGCAAUCUGUAAAUACAGAUAAGAUUUUAUUUUUU